Messenger RNA from Penicillium canescens, 1490 nucleotides. RefSeq lists its product as uncharacterized. Bases 24 to 1490 code for a protein of 488 amino acids. Gene Ontology annotation, molecular function: DNA-binding transcription activator activity, RNA polymerase II-specific. Gene Ontology annotation, biological process: regulation of transcription by RNA polymerase II. The transcript has a single exon. The record is from RefSeq and is a predicted model, not a curated record. Lineage: Eukaryota; Fungi; Ascomycota; Eurotiomycetes; Eurotiales; Aspergillaceae.
AUCAUCACAGCCUUGAGGACAGAAUGGAGGCUGAAAGCACGGCAUCUAUACUCCCGGAGAGACUACUUCACUAUUGCCCCGCCCAUCAAGUCUUAAUAUGCACCGCCUGCCACUAUGCAGUCCAGCCAACAGCCAUUCCUCGGCACUUGAAGGAUAUCCAUCACAUCCAUAGCAACAAGCGGCGUCCGUUCGUCACUUAUGCAAAAUCUCUCAAGUUGAGAAAGCCAGAGGAAGUAAGGCCGCCUAGUGCUGGCGAAUUCCCUGUGCCCUACCUGCCGCUUGAGCAGGGGUGGCGCUGCGAGGCGCCAGGAUGCAACUACCUUUGCGCAUCUAUCAAGCGAAUGGAAGCCCACUGGUCUGCUCAGCACGGUCGAAAGGGCUGUUUAAAUCGUGACUGGAGCGCUGCUCCCUUGCAGUCUUUCUUCCGAGGGAAUAAGCUGCGAUACUUUACCAGCACGGAUUCAUCAACAAAACUAGAUGGCAACAUGGCCAGCAUGUCUAGGAAACGAGACCAUAUACGACGAAUCCGAAAAAAGCACAAUUUGAAUAAAUUGGAUGCCGAAGCUCUGGGCUAUUACUUCUCUGCUUCUUACAAGAGCUUCGUGACAAAUGACCAGACAGAGAGAAUCUGGCUUGACGUCGUGCCAGAUCUGGCAUACAACCAUUUAUUCCUGCUACAAGGCAUCUUGGCUUGUACGCUAUUACAUAUGGGAUACCUAAAUCCUACAAAGCGACAGAUAUACACCCUUCACGCAUGUGCUCACCAAGAUUCGGCACUUCCACAAUUUCGUCAUGCAAUUCACCAUCCAGACGAAAAGAACUGCGACGCAAUAUUGUCGUUUGCCUACUUACUGAUCAUAUAUUCCUUUGCUACGGAUACCCAAAACACCAUCAACUCACUUCUCAUUGUGGAAGAUACCUACGCCAACUCGGACGAAACGGAACUGAUUCUCCCUCAAUGGCUGCAUUUCAUUCGCGCCGGUUGUUCAAUGCUCUGCGAUGUCUGGGACCGAAUCGAAAAUGGACCAGCAAGCGCGCUGGCUUCUGCAUGGGACGAGCUCGGAGCGAAUAAGUUCGAAGAUAAACGCGAGGAUCUGCCGUACUUGGACUACUUCAAGUCUCUCGUUCCAGGUGACGGGUCCUGGUCAGACGAAUCUAUCGAAAUUUAUCAUUCUGCUGCAAAUACAUUGACUGAGUCAUUUGCCCUGCAUGGGCGUGCAAAGAGGAAGUCCCAUGUUAACCCAUGGAAUAUUCUCGGCGUGUGGCCGGUACGUUUGGAGGUAGCGUUUAUCUCCCUGAUAUCUGAGCGACAUCCCGGGGCGCUUAUUCUACUUGCGUAUUACUGUAUCAUACUGAAAGAUAUGGAGAACUGCUGGUAUUUUGAAGGGAGACCAGCGAAAUUGCUUCAGUCUAUUGCAGAUGUGCUGGACGCAGGAUGGCAUCCUUAUAUUCAGGAUCCAAUUGAAAUCGUUAUGGGGUUGAAAACAUAG